UCGAAGCUUCCAACUUUCGCUUUGGUUGAGGAGAGGGACGGGGUCUUCUGCUAUUUGACAUAGCCUACGUAUUCUUGGAAAGACGUGCCCUUUAUUCUCGGACACUAAAACUCUUCGCAAUCAUGCAGCAAUCAUUUUGAUCAUCACGGUCCCCCAGAGAACCACGCUCGCCACGAACUUCAGCUCUCUGAGUAAAGGCGCAAACUGGACAUCUGGAGAGCUUUUACGCACAGAGGUGAGGCGCAGCGGCUAAACGCAAUGCAUAGACGUGCAUAUAAACUCUCGCCCGACUAAAAAUACUUUUUCUAGAAUUAUUUAAUGAAAUUGUGAUAUUUUCUUCUUUCAUCCCCUACUCAUUUCGUGUGAUACGGCCCAAAACGACCCGAUUGUAGGACUAUAUAGGCUAUAACAGACCGAUCUGUAACCACUCGCCAUGGAAGCGAAUCUAAGUAACUUGAGCGUGCUGAACUGGGAACAGGUGAAGCGUCUCGAUGUCAUCCUUACCGAAUCCAUCCCCAUUCACGGCAAAUGGAACUUCCCCACUUUGGAGAUGAAGCCUCGGGAUAUCGUCAAAGUCGUGCGGAGUCGCAUGGAGGAACGCAAGAUUCACGUCCGGGAGGUCAGGCUGAACGGUUCUGCGGCCAGUCACGUUCUGCAUGAGGACAGCGGUUUGGGCUACAAGGACCUUGACCUCAUAUUUUGCGCGGACAUGAAAGGAGAAGUGGAGUUUAAGACCGUCAAGGAUAUCGUUCUCGACUCGCUCCUGGAUUUCCUGCCUGAAGGAGUGAAUAAAGAGAAAAUCACCCCAGUUACAUUAAAGGAGGCUUAUGUGCAGAAGAUGGUGAAAGUGUGUAAUGACUCAGACCGUUGGAGUCUAAUCUCCCUCUCCAACAACAGUGGGAAGAAUGUCGAACUAAAGUUUGUGGAUUCCCUGCGGCGUCAGUUUGAGUUCAGCGUUGACUCUUUUCAGAUCCGUCUGGACUCCCUCCUCCUCUUCUAUGGGUGCUCUGAAAACCCUAUGGCUGAGACAUUCCACCCCUCCAUCGUGGGAGAGAGUGUUUACGGAGACUUCAAUGUAGCCUUGGACCACCUGCAGCGGAAACUGAUCUGCACGCGAAAUCCAGAAGAGAUCCGGGGCGGCGGCUUGUUGAAGUACUGCCACCUGCUGGUGCGAGGUUUCCGUGCAGCUUCGGAAGUCGAGAUGAAGCUUCUCGAACGCUACAUGUGUUCCCGGUUCUUCAUCGACUUCUCAGAUGUGGCGGAACAAAGGCGCAAGUUAGAGUCCUAUCUGCAGAAUCACUUUGUGGGAUUAGAGGACAGGAAGUAUGAGUACCUGACCACGUUGUACAGUGUCGUCAAUGAAAGUACAGUAUGCUUGAUGGGACAUGAAAGGCGACAGACUCUGAGCCUCAUCACCAUGUUGGCGGUACGUGUUCUGGCAGAGCAGAAUGUAAUUCCCAAUGUGGCUAAUGUCACUUGCUAUUACCAGCCGGCACCAUACAUUGCAGAUGGCAACUUUAGCAAUUACUACAUUGCUCAGGUGCAGCCAGUCUAUGCCUGCCAGCCCACCCACACAUUCUCGCCAUGGUUGCCUUGCAACUGAUCAACUUUUAACUCCGAUUUUGUCCAACAUGUUUAAUCAGAGCACUCGCCCAAUGAGACUAGUUGACAAGUUUUUUAUGUGCUCUACAACUUGAGGAAAACCAAUACUUUCCCAGUUGGCUGUUGCCUGCUUGCUGCCAGGAGAAGCUACGAGCACGCCGGCUGAGAGAAAGGGGGUGUGGGGGAGGUGAGGUACCUUGGAUUUGUUCCAGUCAGGCAGCACGGUCUACCUAGGCUUUCCUACAGACCUACAGAAGCACAACACUGUUUUUGAACAUAUGUGUGUGUAAUAUACAUACUUGAAGAAUCAAAGGUAUACCACAUAAUGUGUUGAAAGGGCAGACAGAUUAGCAAGUUACAUUUUUUGAUGCUCAUUACUCAUGCUACCAGACUGAAAUGAAUGGACACUUUUCUCGAGCCAAGGAUAUUCUCAUAGAUACCAGAUACCCAAAACAGAUUAUCAGUUAAGUGCCUUAGACUGAAAAAUUAAAGUCACUCUGUGAAUGACCCUGAAGUAUCUUAGUCAAGACAUCUUUUUGGAGAAACAUAUGAGUGAAGGUAAUGUACAAUAGCAAAUGGAUGAUGAAUUUUGAAGGCCAUUUGAUCAUGGAUUUCCAACAGAUAGUUGUAAGACUUAUUUUUAUAUAAUUUAUUAAUUUGGGGAGUCCGUAUGAAAGGGUUGCUGUUUGAAGAGCAACUGGCAAGAUUUGUAUAUCUGUGUGCAAGAUUGAACAUGAGAGUUUUCCACAGUUUCUUGUCUCAUCUAAAUUUACCUCAUUGUACUGUUGGCUCAGAGCGGGUUUAGCUCAGAUUAAAAUGUCCAGGGCAAUGCCAUUACAUCUAAGGCAGAGAAGUAAAACAGGUCACUUUUGAACAGGAAUAAAAUUAGUAAAAAUAGGUUAUGUCCAAAUUGUUGUUGUAAUAUCCAGGUUACCUGGCGUCUUUCUGAAGACCUAAUUAUCACACAGCCACCAAAUCCAGCGAUUAAAUAUUUGACACAUUUUACCUGCAUAACCUGGGGGAUUAAGGCCAACAGAGAAACAGCAGUGAAAAGCAAAAGCUCAUUUAAGGGAAGCCGAACAUAUACCAAAGAUAUUCUUGAUAUUCCUCAAGACAAUAUUUGAUGUAAAAGCAUCUACAUGCUGUUGGAAAUUAAUGCAACACA
Carassius carassius (crucian carp) is the source of this 2767-nucleotide messenger RNA. RefSeq names its product terminal nucleotidyltransferase 5A-like. The transcript is spliced from 2 exons. Gene Ontology annotation, molecular function: poly(A) RNA polymerase activity; RNA binding. Gene Ontology annotation, biological process: mRNA stabilization. The record is from RefSeq and is a predicted model, not a curated record. Lineage: Eukaryota; Metazoa; Chordata; Actinopteri; Cypriniformes; Cyprinidae. Bases 434 to 1603 code for a protein of 389 amino acids.